Molecule: messenger RNA, 3434 nt
Organism: Dendroctonus ponderosae (mountain pine beetle)
Lineage: Eukaryota; Metazoa; Arthropoda; Insecta; Coleoptera; Curculionidae
Gene: HDAC4
Product: histone deacetylase 7
Exons: 9
Coding region: 821-3289 (822 amino acids)
Biological process (GO): negative regulation of transcription by RNA polymerase II; chromatin organization
Cellular component (GO): histone deacetylase complex
Molecular function (GO): histone deacetylase activity
Source: RefSeq, a predicted model, not a curated record
CGUUAACCCCUAACCAAAGUUCCAGUGAAAACAAGUGUUUUUUUCGGUGAGGGGCCCCCUUUUUAAACCGAUGUUUGGAAGACCAAACAAGGUAACCCCAAACAAAACCGUGCCUCUGAGCAGUUGAGUGGAAAAAGAGUGGCAGCCCGCAGAGUUGACUUACCAAAGGGGGGCUCAGGCACAGCUCCCCAAAGCACCUAGCUAACGUGCUUUCCUUCAUGGCAGUCGCUGGCACAACCCCAGGCUGCUGAUAGGAAAUAGACCCUGAUCAAUAGAGGCCUGCUGUGGUUUCCCACAUUUAUUAAAUCCGAUCCAGGCCAGCUGAUAGUGUGGAGUUAUUUGCAGGGGGCAUGGAGUGACUGAGCCCCUUGAUGCCAGCUUUAAUCCUCCAAGGAGUUCCACCCAAAAACCUGCCCGAGAUGCUGUGCGCCUGCAGUGGAAUUAUCUGGCCGCAUGAAAGUGCCGCCGCUGGUUGAGAAGCAGGCGCGUUGCGGUCCUGCUGAGCAGUCGAGGGGCGCAACAAAGACAGCAUUGGGUGGUGCAGUCUGCGCAAGCAGGACGGUGGCAUUCCUGCUGUUCGGUGAUCGCCGCGAGCGAACGUUUCGCCUCUAAACGACGCAAUUAUCAAUAGGAAGCGACUCGGCAACAGUGUGGUGGAGUCGAGGAUCGCGGCUCGGCGUGUUCCGAACAUUCAGCGUAACUGCGACCGAAAUGACCUCACAUAAAAUUGACGAAUUAAAUCUGACAGUGGUUUUGCCGUCCGAGAACGGCGUUUCGUGGUGAUUUUGUGCGCGAAUGGUGGCUUGGCCCCGAAGAACUCAUGUCAUGGACAAUAACUAAGGGGAUGGCGGAUGGAGAGGCGCCCGAACGCGAACUCGAGCAGCAAAUCCUGCAGAUCAAGAAGCAACACCAGCUGCAGCACCAGAUCCUGCUGCAGCGCUUCCACCAGCAGCAGCAGCACCUUGCUGAGCAGCACGAGCAGCAGCUGCGCCAGCACCUGAAGGAGUUCUGGGACCGGCAGAAGCAGCUGCAGGAGCUGCGCCAGCGAGAGCAACUGGAGGCCCUCAGAAAGAAGGAGAAGCAUGAGGAGAGUGCGGUUGCCUCCACGGAGGUGAAGCAGAAGCUGCAGGACUUUCUGAGGCAGCGCCGCUCAGGCAACUCCAAAAUCGCCCGUCCGGAGAACUCCUGCUGGUCGGAGGGGAUGGAUACAGCGUCGGAUUCUUCGCCAACGAAUAACGAUUUUCCAUUGCGGAAAACAGCCUCCGAGCCUAAUUUGCUCAAAGUGCGGCUCAAGCAGCGCGUUAUGGAGCGGCGCAGCGGCCCGCUGAGCAAACGACUGCCGCCCUCGCUCAAGAAAAAGCUGCUCAGCUCGUGCUUGCCGCCCAGCGACUCGCCCCCUCAAGAGCCCCCCAAGGAGUUGAGUCCACCCUGCGAAGCCGAGGAAUAUCAGCGGCUGCCACUCUUCAGCAGCCCCUCAAUGCCCAACAUUUCGCUGGCAGCCCAUCAUGUUUUUAGCCCGGAUCUGUCGGAGGCGGCCGUGCGGGCGGCCUGUACGGCCCGCCUGGGGAUGCCGCUCACCGGGCAGAUGCUGCCCGGCACCCUGCCCUUCUACCCCUCGCUGCCUGCCAUUGACAGCGAGCACGAAGAAACGCCGCUCGAUACCAUCAGCGAACUGCAGGAGCCUCAAAUCCGGGGCGUGAUCCGGCCGUUGGGCAGGACGCAGUCGUCGCCGCUCCCUCUGGGCCAUCCGCUGCUGCGAGGGCCGCUGCCGCCCGAGCCGGAGCCGCCCCAGCCGCCGCCCGAGGAGCAGGAGCAGCGGGAUCUCGAGCUCAGGCCCAACGAGUCCAGAAGCAUCCGGCCCUUGUCCCGAGCGCUGAGCUCGCCAGUGGUGCACCUGGGGGCCGCCGACGGAAUGCCGGCGUUGACGAGACGGCGGGUUUCUUCGGCGCCCACCACUGGACUGGCGUACGACACGCAAAUGCUGAAACACGCCUGCGCGUGUGGCAACAACAUUAUCCAUCCGGAGCAUGCAGGGCGGCUGCAGAGCAUCUGGUCCCGUUUGCUGGAGACGGGGCUGAUUGCGCGCUGCGACCGGCUGCGGCCCCGCAAGGCCACCACGCAGGAGCUGCAGACGUGCCACUCGGAGACGCAUGCGCUGCUUUAUGGUACCAGUUCGCAGAAUCGGCACAAGGUGGACAUGAGCAAGCUGAGCGCGCUGCCGGUGAGCGCCUUCGUGCGGCUCAAUUGUGGAGGCAUCGGCGUGGACACGGACACCACCUGGAACGAGCACUACACAGCGCCGGCGGCUCGCAUGGCGGUGGGCGGCACUGUCGACCUGGCCGUGCGCACCUGGACGGGCGACAUCCGGAACGGGUUCGCCAUCGUGCGCCCGCCCGGCCACCACGCCGAGCCGCAGCAGGCCAUGGGCUUCUGCUUCUUCAACUCGGUGGCGAUCGCGGCGCGCGUGCUUCAGAAGGAGCACCGCGUCCAGAAGAUUCUGGUCUUCGACUGGGACGUGCACCACGGGAACGGCACUCAGGAGAUUUUCUACGACGACCCGCGCGUGCUGGUGAUCUCGAUGCACCGGCACGACGACGGCAAUUUUUUUCCGGGCACGGGGGGGCCCAACGAGUGCGGCAGCGGCGCCGGCCUGGGCUACAACGUGAACGUGGCCUGGUCGGGCGGCCUGAACCCGCCCCUAGGCGACGCCGAGUACCUGGCGGCGUUCCGCAGCGUCGUGUUUCCCAUCGCCAAAGAGUUCGAUCCGGAUGUCAUCCUGGUGUCGGCCGGCUUCGACGCCACCGACGGCCACAUGCCGCCCCUGGGCGGCUACCGCGUCUCGCCCGCCUGCUUCGGGUUUAUGACGCGGCAGCUGAUGCAGCUGGCGCAUGGGCGCGUCGUGCUGGCGCUCGAGGGCGGCUACGAUCUGACCGCGAUCUGCGACUCGGCCGAGGAGUGUGUGCGCGUGUUGCUGGGCGACACGCCGUCGCCCAUCUCGCCGAUCGAGCUGGCGCGGGCGCCCUGCGGGAACGCCGCCCUGGCCCUGCAGAAGGUGUUCGCCGCCCAGGCCGCCCAUUGGUCCUGCCUGCGGGAGGCGUCCAAGACGGCCAUGUGCUCGUUUGCGGACGCCGCCCGCAGCGAGAAAGAAGACAAGGAGACGAUCACGGCCAUGGCCAGUCUGUCCAUGCAGCAUCAGCAGCACAGUCCGAUGGUGACGUCGCCCAUCGCCAGUUCGCCGCCCGCGUUUUUUGCCGUCAGUCCGCAGGCCGCUGGCCGCCCUCCGGCCUGAAGCGGCCGCCCCUUUCCCGUUAACCUGAACAUUCCCGCAGUCGCUCAGCACAGUGACCGCCAGUCUUACUUUAAGGAACAAAAUCUAUCGCGUGUUUAUUUUUGUUAAAAUAUUGAAAGUUUUUAAUAAACAUUUAUUUACUUUA